Messenger RNA from Cuscuta campestris, 5603 nucleotides. Lineage: Eukaryota; Viridiplantae; Streptophyta; Magnoliopsida; Solanales; Convolvulaceae. The record is from the annotation of a GenBank genome assembly.
AGAGCGUUUUCCAUCGCCGGCCAUCCCCCCCACGUCAAUCACCUCUUUCAAUAGAUUUUGCCUAUGGGGUGCACGACAUCGCCGGAGUCAUGACGUGCCUCUGAUUUCCUUGCAUUCACGGCCUCUCUCACAAACGAAGAAACAGGCUGAAGUGAUUCAGGCGACGAUUGUGGUGGUUUGUUUUUUGCUCAAUUUUGCCUAUGGUUGCCUAGAGGCGAUUAACGUGGUUGGCCUAGCAAGACCGCCAGCUGCAACGACUACAACUACAGGUUUUGGUGCAAUCGCCUUUUCCUUCAUCAAUAUCUGAUAGAAUUGGUUUACAAUACUUUCUCUCCACUACUGCUCCGUUCGUAUAUCACCCAAUUUUUUCAAGAGUAUUAUCUUAAGCCAUUUCCAAGAGCUAAACUAAAGGGAUAAAUUCCCCUUCUAAGCACAUAUCUACUUGACUUGUAACCUACUGCGGCAAUACAUGAAUGAAGGGCUCAAUCGGGGCACAAGUUGUUGCGAAUUGAUGGGUGCUACUACAAAAAGAAGAGGAAAAAAUUGCAGGCUGAACCUAACACCAAGUGUAUUUUUUGAGGUUAUGAGGUAGCAAUUGUGUGUCACCUAGGAUAAAUCAUGGCAGGCUCUCUUAAAAAAUGGGAUUCUUGCACUUCAUAUCUCAUAUAUUUAAUUGAUAUAUCAUCUUACUACUUUUUUCUAUUAAUUGAUAUAUGUAGCUGUGAUGUUUUAACACUACUGAUACUUAACUCUUGCUCAUGUUGUUCACCUUUAAAGGUAUAGGAUGGAACCACACAUUACUGACCUAAAAAUCAUGCCAUACUUGCUAUACGGAAGAUGAGAAUUUGGAAGGUGAAGAAAGAAGGCUUGAUAUUUUGCUAACAAAGUUUACUGGUAAAAGUUUAAUUCUGAUUGGCUGUGCAACUUCUAUUUGUAGUUUGAUUCUAUUUUUGUUUGCUUCAAAGAGUCUUAGAUUUGGCUAAAUUAUUGGUGAUGAAAUUGGUGGAUGUAUACACACACUGCUGUUUGUUACACCUUGGUACCAAAAUCUAUACUCAAAUUUUGACCAUGUUGUCCUUUAUUGAGACUACACUUGAGUUUAAUAAGUUUGAAUAUUGGUAAGGAUGUUUUUUUUGGUUUGUUUGGAUAUUGGAUGACAGAUUUUGCUUUAAUCGUUAUUUUGGGUUGAGAAUUGAGAUAAUUGGUGUUGUCGUGUUGUAGUUGUUGGAGCAUGAGAGCUUGGAGUUUGGUUAUAAUGCUGGAUUUUUUUCUUUCAACUAAAAGAGGGAAAAAGGAAAAGAAAAAAAGUAGAACUACACUCUUCUUAUGGGCUUCUAUAGGUUCUUAGUUCUUUCACUCUUCUACAUUUUUUUAAUAAAAUUAUUUUUAAAAAAAAAUUAAACUACAACAUUAUUGAAUAUCUUAAAUCUGGAAUUCUUUAUAAAAAUGAUUAUUUCUACUCAAACAACACAUUACGCCUUUGAGUAUUCAUCUAUUUUGUCCAUCAAAUAUCAUUAAAAAAAUGCAAACAACACUCGUAUAAAUCACGAACCCGUGCGAAGCACGGGGUAGAAAACUAGUUGUGUUAAUAAAACAACAACAAAACAAAACAAAACAAAAGAAGAAGAAGAAAAGAGAGAUAUCAGCAACUAACGAACAACCAUUUAGUGUUCUCAUAUUGAAGUUGGGGUGCUAAUAAUAAAGUUUAGGCAAAUUCAAACACCAUCAAGUCUAAGUUGAGUCUAAUAAUAAAGUUUAGGCAAAUUCAAACACCAUCAAGUCUAAGUUGAGUAGAACAGUCAAUAAGUAAUCUUCCUUCAACCACACCCAUUAACACAGCACAUGCAUGCCGCAUGUAAAAGACAUAAUAAGGUAGUAUUUAGCUAGGAUAGACACGCGCACGCGCGUAUUAAGACACAUCAGCAGAAUUGCAAAUCUCAUUCAGGCGGCGGGAUGAAUAACGUUGCUUCAAAUCUUCAAGAUAGCGCUACAUGCAUUCAAUAAUAAACUAGAACCUGAGAAGAAACCAUGUCACCACUCUUCUUUGGUCCCAUGUUUUUUCCACGUAAAUUUGUUAUCUCCUUCUCAGAAUUCUGUAUCAACUUCAUUGCUUCCACGGUGGUAUUUCUCUCAUCCCAUGUUAUGUAGAAGUAGUCGUCAUACUUGUAAUUUUUAUUACGACUUUUUAUGAACUUCGAUACAACCCUUUCCUAUAUAAAAUAAUAGGAAAGUUGAGGGAGGUUAAAUAUAUUUUCUAUUAGUGACCAAUUCUUUUCAUUUUCUUUUUGAUAAUAAAAUACUGAUCUCAUUAUUAAUAUAUAAAAAUUUAAUACUGUCACUAAUAGGUAUCAAGUAAUUAGGCAACAUGGCUUCUAGCACUAUUAGUUUUAGUUUAAUUUGAACGGAUGAUAUGAUAACAGAUACUGUAAUUUAUAUAGUUAUACUAGGCUAGAUGUUGAAACUAAGUAUCUUUUGGUUGUGGAUUCUCUAUACCAUAGGUUAUUACCCAAUAUAUUUUAGAGGUUGUCUAAUUGUUUAAUUAUUCAAUUGUAUACCUUGUUGUUUUUCUUUGGUUGUUUUUAUGUUCAUAUUCUGAUUGUGCAUUUCUUUAUUACUCUUCUUUACUAAAGUAUCAUUUGGCAAAUGAAAAUAUUGCCUCCUAUUUGUAUCUUGUCUCUAGGGUUUAUAUUUCUCACUUGUGAUGUUCAUUCUCACACUUUUCUCUAUUUUCUUGGACUCGAGUACGAUAGCUGCACAACACCACCCGGCGCAACAACCCUCCAUCAUCUCAGCUCCCUACAUCUUCCUCCCUAAGGAAAGCAUUGCUUAUUCUAAAUAAAUGGUAUUAAAAGAAUUGUGAUUUUCUUGUCUCAACCAAAAAGGUAUGUAAAUAUAUCCUCAAUUAAGAAAAACUCACCUUUUUAUCAUCCUAAGAUUGUAUGUAGGUUUAAUGUUAUCAAUUUAUAGUGUUGGAUGGUUGAAUUAAUAUUUAGUCAGUAAAAAAUGAAUAAAACCUUUUAAGUCAGAGAUCUUGUCCCAUGUAUAUUCUUUGUUUUUUGCCUAUGUUAUUGUGAAUUUCCUACCGAGUUUAACUUCAACUAGGGAGGGCAGGGUGUAUUAAUGCAGAAAGAUAGAUAACCUUAUAUGUGUUUUUAUGGAAUUAAUGCUACAAAUUGUGGAUGAGUUGAUCUUUUUCAGAUUUGUUUUUCAGAAUACAAGCCUUAUUGAGCAAAAAAUUCUACUUUCUGCAGAUGUCAGACGUAUUAUCAAAGAACUGCUACUUCAGAGACAUUCUUUUGGGUCUGGUGUUAUGCAAAGACCAUCAUAUCUAAUGUCUCUAAAACAGAGUUGAAGAAAAUCAAUUUAAAGGCAAUGAAGGACUUCAAAACAAUGGACGGGGCUAGAAGGACUCACUACAAGAAAAAAGAGUUACAAGGACACUAAUUAAGGACACAUAAUUUAGGAUGUGUCAUUAAAAACUUUUUAAGACACUCCAUCUUAAAAGAAUAAAUGAGGACUUCACGUGUAUAUACUCCCCAUCCCUUAUCAAACUUCUACCCUAGUUUCACUUUCAUACGCAGCCAAAGGAAUUAGAUCUAAGAUGUGGAGGAGAGUCUGAAAUCAGAAAAAAAGAGCAAAACAGAUACACGACGAGCGAAGUAGAGAGAUGAGCGAGGCUCAUCCUCUUCAUUUAGCACGAAGCAGAGAACUCGAGGAGACUACCGACCCAGGAGAACUAAUGCUGCGAGAUGCACAGAGCCGCAUUGAAAAAAAUUUGAACUAAAGGUGAAAUUAGUAGAGCACCACGGAUAGCAGUGUAAACCUCUCAAUCAAGCUUGCUUUGAAGCUAUUCACAUGAGCUUCCUUGGGUGAUAGCUUAGAGCUCCUUUUCUAAUUCAAGGCUGACACAUAUCAAGGGUGAGAGAUGUUCUUACAAUAUUGCCCCAUCAGAUGUCAUGGUCGAUCCUCAACAGCUUCCACAAUGAUGUGGAUUUGAUGCCCACCUGUGUCGUGUCGAUUGCUCCUAAAACUGGGUCUAGUACAUGGAAAAGAUCUUGCUUACAAUGAAGCUUUGGUUGAGUUACCUGAUUCUAGUGGUAGUGGAUUGAUGAUGCUACAAUAUAUCUUCCGAGUUACACAUUCAAGUAGAGGUUGAUCGACAAAGUUCGACACAAGUGGAUCGAAGUGGUUGAUUCAUAUAUUCAAGCACGUGAAGAAACCUAAUAAGCAUACUUGAAACAAAUCAACUCCUAUCAAUAAAUGUAUGAAGUGUACCAAUUCCUAGUAAAAUGUAUGGAGUCUACUUUGUAAAACUAUAAAAGGGUAACAAUUUAGUAUUAAAUUGCCAGUGUAUUGUUUUACCUAAAAACAAUAAAUUAGUUUCUUUAUACAUUGAUGACAAUUUAAAUGAUGAUUUGAGGAUAGAUAUCAUAUUUUUUACGAGAUAAUAAUGGGGGUGACCGUUGAGCAGCUCUAGGCUGCCGUACCCUCUCCGCCAUGGGCGGGAGUGGACCAGGCACCGGAUUUACCUAUGCCUUGGGAGGCCCCAAUACCGAACACGCUGCCACUUCUCAGCACAAGGGGAAGAAGACCCGAAGGAGUCGGAGGAGGCCUGGCAAGGCUAAGAUGAUCGAAGAGGUGCUAGUGGAAGACAUUCCAGAAGGGGAGGACGACGAGUCCAGCGAGUGUCGAGUAUCAACCUUCAAGCACCUGGGGGCGAUGAGACUCAUGUGUCGGCUCUCAACAAGCUCAACUAGGGACAAGAGGGUCGUCAGGGCUACCUUUGCCAACAGAUUUUCAGAGGGCAAGAGGAGGCACGCCGAGGAGUCGGCGACCUCAGAUGCACGCUCGGUAGGGCGCGAGCGCACCAACGGCCGAAACCUUGUAAGCUCGGUCCUCGUGAAAGAAGAGGGUGGAGCCCAACACCUGGUGUACUACACGGCAAAGACACUAAGGCAGCCUGAGUUCAGAUAUUCUAUAGUUGAGGAAACAGUUCUAGCUGUGGUUUCCACCGCGCAGCGGUUGACACCCUACUACCAAGCACACCCAGUUCAAAUGGUGUUUGGCCAUGUCUCUACAGAGUUUGAGGCAAAAGACGAAAGAAAGAAGAAGUAUAGGGAUGCCGCCGUAGAGUUGUUGAAGGGUUUCACCGCUUACAAUGUAGAGCGAAUCCCUUGCGCGGAGAAUGUCAAGGUGGACAUUUUGUCAAAGUUGAGCUUCGAGACACCCGAGCAUAUUUGGCGAAUGGCGAACGUGGAGGAGCUGACCAAGCCAAGUAUCCAUACCUUCAUAGUGGAAAAGAUCUGCGCACAACCAAGGGAUUGGACAGACGACAUAGUCGUGUGCGUUAAGGACGGCGUACUCCCGGAUGAUGCGACGAAGGCCACGCUGGUCUGGUCUAGAGCAGCGGGGUACACCCUAGAAGAUGGAAAACUAUACAAGCGAGCUUAUAACGGUACGCUGCUCAGAUGCCAAAGCGAAACAAGUCAAGGAGGAGGUACAUGUUAGGAUAUGCUCGGCUCAUCAAGGGGAGUACGCAGUAUCGCGAAAGAUUACCCUCCAGGGGUAUUUUUGGCCCAUUAUAGUAAAGGAUUGUGCAGAUU